Messenger RNA from Carassius carassius (crucian carp), 2991 nucleotides. RefSeq lists its product as uncharacterized. The transcript is spliced from 6 exons. The coding region runs from base 533 to 2812 and encodes 759 amino acids. Lineage: Eukaryota; Metazoa; Chordata; Actinopteri; Cypriniformes; Cyprinidae. The record is from RefSeq and is a predicted model, not a curated record.
CCGACAUUUGCAAUAUUAAUAAUGUCUGGUCUGUCCGCUGAUGUAGCGAAUGCUUGCUCAUUAAGAUCAACAUAAUUCGUUCACGCUUUACAUUAAACAGGUAAAAUUCGCGACUUUAAAGAACUAAUUUACCUGGCUGUUCAUGAAGUUUGCGUUGUAAGUGUAACGUACAAUACAAAGAGUCAAGAGACUUUCCUAUUAAUUUAAAAUCCCAAAAAUGGCGGCGGGGAGAGCUUUACUGUUUACUCAAGAGCAAUCAAUGGUUGCCAGGGCAACUCUGACACGUCACUAUGGAAUGUUCGUGGAUGACGUCACACUGGGCCGCUGAUUUACCGAUUGGAACAUUUUAUUUCAUCGUCGCUUGUUGUGCGAGUAAUAUCAGUGAGUGAAUAUCUGUCUGAACGAGUUCGAAAAUCUUGCUUAAUCGUCUUGUCAAAAAAGACCAGAAAUUCAGUUUGAUAAUAUCAAACGGCUCUAGAGAGAUCACUCUCAGAACUGUUUAAACGAGAACUGUUGAAAGUCUCUGUAAAACAUGAAGAGUUCUCCUUUAGGAUCAGAGAUUGCUUUUAACAAGAAUACAUCUUUUUCAUCAUCAUCUUCAUCGUCCUCAGUUGUGGAUGAAAUGUCAGAGAUGUCGCUGAGGAACACAUCUCUGGACUCAUCCGAUGAUGAUUCCUCCAGUCACUGUACUGACAGGCUUGUGAAACAUCAACUGCUGCUGAACAAAAUCCUGGACCUUCAGUACAGAGCCCGAGAGCGCCAGGAGGAGUUUCAGUCACUGCUGGAGCGAUUUAACUAUAUACAGGAAUCGCUAGAAUGGGAGAUUGAAAAAGUGGAGAAAUCCAUGGUCAGCAUGGAGUGGCUGGAGGACUUGCAGAAGAUCGUUAAUGAGUUUCAGGCCAAUAUGGUGUACAAUGUGAGCCGCCUUCGAGAGAGCUUCAGAAAAAUGCAGGAGGUUGCCUCGAAAAAAGUUCUGACCGUGAAGGCAAAAGGUAAACCAGGAAAAGAUCUGGAUGCCAAAGUAGUUAAAAGCAUUCAGUCUCUGCCGACUUGUCCCACAGUUGCAGAAUUGAAGGCAAAUUCAACCGCUGCAUCAACGUACUCAUCAAACCUGAUCAACGCCUUGAAUAACAUCACCAAAUCAUCCUCCUGCAGUCCAGCCACAAGCAAGGCACUAAAACUAUUGGCAGCGACCAUUGAAAACCUCAACAAGGCAUUUCAAGAUCACUGCUUAGAAAUUAAGACUCUCAAGACACCUCAGAAAGAGAGAAAGGUGGUUCAAGAUGUGAACAGAGACGUCUUAGUUUCUCCUGUGCACCAAAAUGGAUCUGCAGGUCAGCAGCAGAAGGUGCAAAAAUUGCCUGCCUUUCCUGUGAAACCCAAGGCAGAUGAUUUUGGUUUCCCUCAGGUCAAAGAGCUUGUACGGGAGACAAAAGUCAAAGUGUUGCCACUAGAUAGACCAGUGGGAACAUUGGACACAGCUCCAAAAGACCUCCAGAGUCCGUCUGCUGAUGGCCCGUUUCCUCCUGGCCUUGCCAGGACUUUUGCUCUCCCCAAGAUCACACGAUCUGUUGAGGAGACAAAAGUUUCCACAGAGCAAAAGGCAAACGUCAAAUCAUCUGAAGAGACACGAGUUGAUGCAGAGACAAUGGAGAUAACAGAAACACCAUUUGAAGAGACAAUGGUUCAGAAAGACCCCCAAAGUCCAUUUCCUCAUAGCUUCCAUCGUCCGUCCCCCAUCAGAUCUUCUGCUCUUCCUCAGAUUUUGCAGACUGUUGAGGAACCAGAAGUUGAUACGGAGACAAUGGAGAUAACAGAGACACCAUUUGAAGAGACAAUGGUUCAGAAAGACCUCCAAAGUCCAUUUCCUCAUAGCUUCCAUUGUCCGUCCCUCGUCAGAUCUUCUGCUCUUCCUCAGAUUUCACAGUCUAUAGAGGAGACAAAAGUUUGUGCUAUGUCAGCGGAAGAACGUCAGAGUCUGUCUUCUGUCCACACCCGUCCUUCCUCGUCUGUGAAACUGCCCAAAAUUCAGACUCCAGUAAAGCCUUCACUUCAGAAGUCUGAGAAACCCGAGACUCGCAAAUAUGAUUCUGCAGUCUUGGGCAGCAUUGAGGAGCAGUACAUGAAGAACAGCGAGGAGGACGGAGACAAACUGCUUCAUACAAGCAUGAAAGACCCAUCGUUCAUAAUUGACAUCAAAGCUCAAGAAAACAACCUCCAGCAGCUGGAUCGAGCUUUUCAAAAUAACAACAUUUCCUCUGAAAUGUACGACCUGUGCAGAGGAACCGUCAAUCAGACACUUAAGAGUGUUGAGCUGCGUCUUGGAUGUCUUUUACGGAGAUAUAUCAAACAUGUCCAAAUGAAGCAAUUAAGGAAGACGCUCGAUGGAAAUUUCAAGGCGACCAGAAAUUUAAGGGAUGGACUGGAGUUCAAAAAAGUCCAUUCUCAGCUCUGCAAGUUUGACCGUUUCCAGCAGAGUGUGAACAAAAUCUGGGACGCCAAGCAAGCCUCCACCGAUGAGACACGAGGACUCUGCAUCGCACGGACGGCCCAUUUAUACCAGCAGGUGAAUGCGGUGCAUGGCCUACAUCUGACAGGCAUAUCAUUUGUGCAAAGGCAUGUAUCACUGCCUCUGCUCACUGUGACACCCGUGCGGUUCAGCUCUAAUUUGUGUCGAUCUCCUCCUCGUGGACCGCAAACUUCACCGAGCAGAGCCAGUCCAGCACGUCAUCCUCAAAUCCACCCCAAACCUCUGCACCACACGACCAGGAACACACCAGGCAGUUUACUGAAGAUCAGUCACAUUCAAUAAUGAUGGCCAGUGUCAACAUAAUGGCUCGUAUCUAAACCUAAGAACAGAUAACUGAAAUGUCACAAAAGUGAAACAAAAGCGAGGACGCAUCAGGAACAGACUCUGGAAAAACAGAAGCACCGGCCUGUAGACAUAGGAAGAUGGGUUCAUUUACAUUUGUUACACUGCACUGCUCAGUC